GGUGAGCAGCCAGGUGUAGGUCAGUAAUUGUCCUGCCCCUUUUCACACAAACAUUGGAUCCAAGAUGGGGGAACGGCUGCAGGCUCCAAGAAGUUACACCUGCACCUUUUUGGACUGCAAAGCCACCUUCUCAAAGGCCUGGAAGCUCGAUGCCCACCUUUGCCAACACACAGGACAGAACACCUUCACCUGUGAGAGCUGUGACCAGUGCUUCUCCUCUCGCUACUUGCUGGACACACAUCAGCUUCUUCACAGCCAACCACACAGGUGUCUGGUUGAGGAAUGUUCUGAAGUCUUGGCUGGACACGACAACUUGAAGAAGCACAUGGCUGGAGUCCACAAGACCAAGACCAGGACCAAGAGCCUGAGAUGUCAGCAUGAAGGCUGCAAGAAGGACUUCAAGAAGAAGUUUCAGCUGAAGGCCCACAUUGGAGAACACCAAGACCUUCUGCCCUUUCAUUGUCUGGAGGACGGCUGCAGGAGAGAGUUUUCCUCCCUGGGCAAGCUGAGGCACCACAAGAAGGUGCACACAGGGUACCAGUGCCAGGAGGACCUGUGUGCCUUCCUGGGAAAGACCUGGUCCGAGUAUCAGAAGCACAGGACCCAGCACAGAGUCAAGUUGGUGUGCCAGACCUGCGAGAAGACCUUCAACAUCGCCUGGUUCCUGCACCAGCACGAGCGUCGCCGCCACGGAGGAGACAAGAAAUGCUUUGCGUGUCCUCGAGAAGACUGCAACAAGACCUUUGGCAGCCGCUUCCACCUGGACAGUCACGUCCUGGGAGACCACGAGGGCAAGAAGAACUUCAGCUGUGCUGUCGUGGGCUGUGGGAGAAGCUUUGCCAUGAAGGAGAGUCUGUGGAGACAUGGUGUGCUGCACGAUCCCUUCAAGAAGAAGAUGAAGGUCAGUUUGUCAUCUCCUUCUUGCUCCAACAAGAAGCUUCCAAAGAAGGGGUGGAGCGCAGCACAGGCACAGCUGCUGUCUUCUAAACUGCAGAGCACACGGUUGGAUGAUCCACCAUCAUCUAAACUGCAGAGCACACGGUUGGAUGAUCCACCAUCUUCAGGCUGUUAGAUUAGUUUACUAAAGUGUUUUUGUUGGCUAAUUCUUUUGUUGAAUCAAUUAAAACUUCACUUCUACUGCAAAUGGACUUAUAUUUAUUAAAGAAAUAGGACAUGUAUAAAAGUACAGCUGGUUGUCAUGGUGAUGGAGGGCAGGUUACUCAUGAAUAUUAAUAAGACCUCAGG
Molecule: messenger RNA, 1245 nt
Organism: Entelurus aequoreus (snake pipefish)
Lineage: Eukaryota; Metazoa; Chordata; Actinopteri; Syngnathiformes; Syngnathidae
Gene: gtf3ab
Product: general transcription factor IIIA, b
Exons: 9
Coding region: 65-1072 (335 amino acids)
Cellular component (GO): nucleus
Source: RefSeq, a predicted model, not a curated record